Bombus huntii is the source of this 3645-nucleotide messenger RNA. RefSeq names its product alanine--tRNA ligase, mitochondrial (gene AlaRS-m). Gene Ontology annotation, cellular component: cytoplasm; mitochondrion. The record is from RefSeq and is a predicted model, not a curated record. Bases 573 to 3167 code for a protein of 864 amino acids. The transcript has 12 exons. Gene Ontology annotation, molecular function: ATP binding; nucleic acid binding; amino acid binding. Lineage: Eukaryota; Metazoa; Arthropoda; Insecta; Hymenoptera; Apidae. Gene Ontology annotation, biological process: tRNA modification; alanyl-tRNA aminoacylation.
UCUAUGUUGACUUUUCAUGGCUUAAUUUUCGGACGGUUUUCUCUAGCGAGUCGAGAUCUAUUUAUAUGGCCGUGGUCGGAAUAUUUGUUAUAAGGACCCAUGAUCAUGUAAACAGAUCUCGAUACUUACUAAGGAAAACUGUCCGAAAAUUAAAUCGUGUCUAAUCAUGAAAAAUCAACAUGGGAAGUCAAUAAAGUCCGCGUUUUUGCAAGACAGACAGAGAUGAGUACAGUGUCUCUGUCUCUGUCUGAGACAUUAAUAGUAUGUCACGCAUGCACAGAAUGAGAACCUUCCUAUCUUACAUGUUAACUUUUCACCACUAGUCACGACUCAAUUUCCGGACGGUUUACCGCAGGUUUAGGUAUAUGAGCUUUGAGAUCUGUUUGUAUGAUCGCGUAGAAGCCUACUUGAACCUAACUCACAAUUUAUAUAAUAUACUAUGCUUUAAGUAAUUUAUACUAUCAUUUAUAUACACUUAUUAAUUUAUAAUAUCUUUAAAUUAUAGUUGUUUAAGUUAAUAGAUUAAUUAAUUUGAAUCAAAGGUUGUUAAUAAUACUUAAACUAAAAAAGAUAUGAAUCACAUUUUACGAGUACGAAUGUAUAGUUCUGGUACUGUAUCUGCAAUACAAAAAAGUGCAAAAUCAAUCAGAAAUGAAUUUUUGGAUUAUUUUAAAAAAGAUUUGGGGCAUACUUUUAUUCGAUCAAGCCCUGUUAUUUCAUAUAAUGAUCAUACAAUAGCAUUUGUUAAUGCUGGCAUGAACCAAUUUAAAGGAAUUUUUUUAGAUUAUUACAAUCCGCCUGCAAUGAAAGUUACAAAUUCACAAAAAUGUAUAAGAAUCAGUGGAAAACAUAAUGAUCUGAAUAUAGUUGGAAAUGAUAGCUAUCAUCACACAUUUUUUGAAAUGUUAGGAAGCUGGUCUUUUGGGAGUUACUUUAAAGAAGAAGCUUGUCGUUAUGCUUGGAAUUUAUUAACGAAACAUUAUGGUAUUAACGAAGAAUGUUUAUAUGUAACAUAUUUUGGUGGAGAUGAAAGAUUGGAAUUGGAACCUGAUUUAGAAUGUAAAGAUGUUUGGUUAAGUAUAGGCAUUAGGGAAGAUAAAGUUCUUCCAUUUGGGUUACAAGAGAAUUUUUGGGAAAUGGGUAUUUCAGGACCAUGUGGUCCUUGUACAGAAAUACAUAUAGAUCAUACAAAGCAAUUAAAAAAUCGGUGUAUGCAAAUUAACAAGGGUUACACAGAUCUUACUGAACUAUGGAACAUAGUCUUUAUACAAUAUGAACGAUUAUCAAAUGGUACAAUAGUACCUCUGCCAAAACAUUAUGUUGAUACAGGCAUGGGAUUUGAAAGACUAGUUGCAGUAUUACAAGGAAAACAAUCCAAUUACGAUACAGAUAUUUUUCAACCAUUUUUUAAAACUAUUCAAAAAUAUACAAAAGCACCAGAAUAUAAAGGUAAAUUUUAUAAUGAUGAAAAUGAACUUGAUAGUGGAUAUAGAAUUUUGGCAGAUCAUAGCAGAAUGAUUACUGUAGCUUUAGCAGACGGAGUUAUACCAGAACAAAGUAAUAAACUUAGGAAAAUAAUAAGAAAAUCAAUUGAUGUUAGUGAAAAAGUAUUUAAAAAACAGGGAAUACUUUCUGAACUCUCAUAUAUUGUAGUAGAAAAUUUAGGUGAUGUUUAUCCAGAACUGCAGGAAAAUUUAAAAAAGGUGCAAAAGAUAAUAGAAUUUGAAGAAGAAUUAUAUAAAAAAUUAAAGCAUGAUUGUUGUAAACAAUGGACAAAUAUUGUUAAAACAUAUCCUCAAUUGAGUUCGAUUACUGAACAACUGAUUCCUGGACUUGAAGGUGGAUACAAGUACCUUCAACGUGUACUUAAUAACUUAGAAGGAAGUAAUGUUUUAUCAGGAAGUGUUGCUUUCAAGUUAUAUGACACAUAUGGUUUAAGUGUAGAAAUAAUUACUAAACUAGCAAAUAUUGAAUCUCUAUAUUUUGAUAAAGUAGCUUUCCAGAAAGAAUUAGAAUGUCUCAAAAAUCGGUCUAGAAUCGGCCUUGAAAAGAGUAGUAUAACAGACAUAAAGAAAUCUUUAGAAAUACUUGAAGAAAAUUGUAUACCUAAAACUGAUGACAGCUUUAAAUAUAAAUGUGUUCUUAAUGGAAAUAGUUAUGAGUUUCCUAAAGUUGAAAGUAAAAUUAUGGCAUUAAUUAUAAAUGAUAAUACAAUAAUAAACAAAGCAAAUGAAAAUACAAACAAAAAUAUACAUUCAACUGUUAAUGAGACAAUUACAAAUUACAAUGCAGAAUCAGAUAAAGAUAAAAUUGGACUUAUAUUGGAUAAAACAUUAUGUUAUUCAACACAGGGUGGUCAAAUAUCAGACAAGGCUAUCAUCUGUUCAAAAAAUUGGACGUUUAAUGUAUAUGAUGUGAAGAAAAUUAAUGGAUAUGUUAUACAUUAUGGGAAAUUUGUACAAACUGAUUUGAGAAAAUGGAUUGAAGAACUAAACCUUAAAGAUGAUUGUUUGGUUUCCAUUGAACCUGAAUUUCGUGUAGGAGUAAUGCAACAUCAUACUGCAACACAUUUAUUACAUGCAUCAAUACAACAAAUUAUGCAAUUGAAAGAAAUUGAAGAACUUAUAAAUAAUGUUAUAAUAGCUAAUGUCCCAGUUACUACAAAAAUAUUAAAUGCUUUGGAAUUAUUAGCAGAAAGUUCUGUAACAUUAAUACCAGGAGAAAUUCAUUUUUAUAAGGAUAUUAGGCUCAUAGAAAUUAAUUUUCAUGAUUUAAGAUCAAAAGAAGCAUGUUGUGGUACACAUGUAUUUAAAACAGGAGAAUUAAAAUAUUUUUGUUUUCUCAAUUAUUUCUCAAAAGGAGCAUCAAAUUUUACUCUUGAAGCAACUGUAGGAUCACUUGCAAGGUCUGCCAAAUUGGCAGGUGAAAAUAUACAUUAUAAAAUUUUGGAUUUAGAAAACGAAUUGAAAAAUGGAAAAGUAACAUGUAAAACAUUUAAAACAAUUAGUAAAAAGAUUGAGAGUGAGAUAAAAAAUCCCAAUAGAAUACCAAUACCAUAUCUCAUUAAAGAAGAGUGUUUAAUGAAAUUAAAAGAUUUAGAUAAAAUUUUUCACAUACAAAUGCAAGAAAUAAAAAAGUAUUCAAGAAAACAAACAGGGAUGGAUUGAGAUGUUUGGGGUUUAAGGAUAUUUUAUAGAAUUUUCUAUAUUAUGUACAUUGUACAAACUUUUGCAUUUCUAAAUUUUCUAUAAAUGCAUAAAUAUCUAGUAAUUGACUUGCCAUGUGUAAAUGAAAUAUAUAUUAAAUUAAUGUUUGCAUUUCUUAAUAUGUAUAUUAGAUUAAAUUAUAUUAAUUAUAAAUAUAUAGAUAAAAUUUUUGUAUCAUUAUAUACAAUAAUAUUGUACUUUUAUUCAGUCAAGUUUUAUAAUACAACAAGCAUAUUUAGGUGCUUUAUUUUUCAUAAAUUGUCCUAUAUUUUAUUUCAUUAUAAUUAUUAUUCUGCAAAAUUUUAUAUUUUUAUGUUUUAUAUAGACUAUUACUUCUGUAUCUCUAUUAAUUACAAAGAAUUAGAGAUUUAGUAAGUAAUAAACAUGUUUUAACUUGUACAUAAAAAUUUUGUAACAAAUAAAAUUUUAUUUAUAUAUA